Messenger RNA from Chaetura pelagica (chimney swift), 2592 nucleotides. It is a transcript of the gene TGFBRAP1, whose product is annotated as transforming growth factor, beta receptor associated protein 1. NCBI's taxonomy places the organism in Eukaryota, Metazoa, Chordata, Aves, Apodiformes, Apodidae. Bases 1 to 2592 code for a protein of 863 amino acids. The record is from RefSeq and is a predicted model, not a curated record. Gene Ontology annotation, cellular component: membrane; cytoplasm. The transcript is spliced from 11 exons. Gene Ontology annotation, biological process: endosomal vesicle fusion; intracellular protein transport; autophagy.
AUGAGUGUUAAAGCUUUCAAGCUCGUUUCUGCCGUAGAGCAGGAGAUGUUAAUGGGAGACAAGAGUUACAUCAACAUCGAAUGCAUUGAGUGUUGUGGGAAGAACCUCUAUAUUGGAACCAAUGACUGCUUCAUCUAUCACUUCCUGUUGGAUGAAAAGAUCUCAACAGCUGGAAAAGUAACUUUUGCUGCCACCAAGCAACUACAUAAAUACUUGGGCUUGAAGAAGCCUGUGAGUGAGUUGAAAGCAGCCUCUGCCCUCACCAGGCUUCUUGUGCUUUGCGACAACACAAUAACACUAGUUAACAUGAUGAACUUGGAACCCAUCCCCACUGGUGCUAGAAUCAAAGGAGCUGUGACAUUUGCAUUAAAUGAAAACCCUGUGAGUGGGGAUCCUUUCUGUGUCGAAGUCUGCAUUAUCUCCGUCAAGCGGCGGACCAUUCAGAUGUUCAUGGUGUUUGAAGACAGAGUCCAGAUUGUGAAGGAAGUGUUUACUCCAGAGCAACCCUGUGCUGUGGCUGUAGAUGGCUAUUACUUAUGUCUUGCACUUACUACACAGUAUAUUAUUUUGAAUUAUAAUACCGGCGUUUCCCAGGAUCUGUUUCCUUAUUGCAGUGAUGAGAAACGGCCAAUUGUGAAAAGGAUAGGCAGACAAGAAUUUCUGUUGGCUGGCCCCGGAGGCCUAGGCAUGUUUGCAACUGUAGAUGGCAUUUCACAGCGUGCCCCUGUGCACUGGUCAGAGAACGUGAUUGGAGCAGCGUUGUGCUUUCCUUAUGUGGUUGCUCUGGAUGAUGAGUUCAUUACAGUGCACAGCAUGCUGGACCAGCAGCAAAAGCAAACACUGCCUUUUAAAGAAGGUCACAUUCUACAGGACUUCGAAGGAAAGGUUAUUGUUGCUACUAAUAAGGGUGUGUAUAUCUUGGUGCCACUACCUUUGGAAAAACAGAUUCAAGAUCUUCUAGCUGGCCACAGAGUGGAAGAAGCCCUUGUUCUAGCAAAAGGAGCUCGAAGGAAUAUUCCAAAAGAGAAAUUUCAGGUAAUGUACAAACGAAUCCUGCAGCAAGCAGGUUUUAUACAGUUUGCACAGCUUCAGUUCCUUGAAGCAAAAGAGCUCUUCAGAAGCGGCCAGCUUGAUGUCCGGGAGCUGAUCUCUCUCUACCCCUUCCUGUUGCCUACUUCCUCUUCAUUUAUACGGUCUCAUCCCCCUCUGCAUGAGUACGCGGACCUAAACCAGCUGACCCAAGGGGACCAGGAGAAGAUGACAAAAUGCAAACGAUUCCUCAUGAGUUACUUGAAUGAAGUCCGCAGCACUGAGGUGGCAAAUGGCUACAAGGAAGAUAUCGACACAGCAUUGCUCAAGCUAUAUGCAGAGGCAAAUCAUGAAAGCCUGCUGGAUCUGCUAGUUUCAGAGAACUUUUGUCUCUUAACAGAUAGUGCUGCCUGGCUUGAAAAGCACAAAAAGUAUUUUGCCCUUGGUCUCCUGUAUCACUACAAUGGUCAGGAUGCAGCAGCACUUCAGUUAUGGGUGAAAAUAGUUGAUGGAGACAUUCAAGAUUCUACACGUUCAGAUCUCUAUGAAUAUAUAGUAGACUUUCUUACAUUCUGCUCUGACCAAGAUCUAGUGUGGAAAUAUUCUGAGUGGGUUUUACAAAAAAAUGAAGAGGUUGGUGUACAGAUUUUCACUAAAAGGCCUUUGGAACAACAGGAGAAAAACAACAUUAAUCCAGAUGAUAUAAUCAGUUGCCUUAACAAAUAUCCUAAAGCACGUGUUAAAUAUCUAGAACAUCUGGUAUUGGAAAGAAAAAUAGAGAAAGAGAAGUACCAUACUCAUCUAGCUGUCUUGUACUUGGAGGCAAUACUUCAACUAAAAUCUGUGGCCACAGAUAAUUGUACAGAAACAACUGAACUUCUGUUUAAACUACGAAGUCUUCUUCAAAAAUCUGAUCUUUAUAGAAAACACUUCAUUUUAGACAAAAUCCAGGGCACAGACCUUCAUAUGGAAAGUGCAAUUUUAUAUGGGAAACUAGAAGAACACGAGAAGGCUUUGUAUAUCCUUGUCCACGAGUUAAAGGACUUCCAUGCUGCUGAAGAAUACUGUCUCUGGAACUCUGAGAGCAGAGAUGUGCAGUACAGACGGCGGCUUUUCCAUAUGCUGCUGACAGUAUAUCUAAGUCCAGGCACUUCGGAUUGUGCACUAGCCAUGGCUGCUGUGGAUCUCUUGAACAACCAUGCUGCUGAAUUUGAUGCAGCUCUGGUUUUGCAGCUGGUGCCUGACAGCUGGUCAGUGCAGCUCCUCUCCCCUUUCCUGGCUGGAGCAGUGAGGCAAAGCAUUCAUACAAAAAGAAUGACUCAGGCUGCGCUUGGGUUAGCACAAGCUGAAAACUUAAUCUACAAACACGAGAAGGUUAAACAAAAAGGAGCCCCAAUUCUUCUUUCAGACAAGAAGGUCUGUCAGGUGUGCCAAAAUCCUUUCUGCGAGCCUGUAUUUGUAAGAUACCCAAAUGGGGGUCUGGUCCACACACACUGUGCUGCAAACAGACAUCUGAAUUCCAACAUGACUCAUCACUUUUCUAGCUCCAGCAAUCAGACUUGA